UUUGCUCUGCGCUCCGCGUACAUGUGCCCGCCCGCCCCUUUCGUUUCUGUUUCGUUUCAAGCGUCGGCUGCUUGCUUGAGUUUGAGUUAAACUCAGGGAUGCGUUAAUUCUGCUCAUUUGGAUAGCCUUCCUUGCCUGAAGAUGGUCUUUGACUUUGAUAGGCCCUUAUUUUUGGUGCAAAAUGUGCUUUCAAGCUUCAGCUAUUCCUUACAUGAGCUUACAGAUGAAGAGAAAUAUAUCGAAAUAAGCAAGGGGCUUGCGGAAGCAUUUAAGGACCUGCCAAAGGAUUAUGACAUGCGCAAAGUAUUUCUGUUUCUACUUCUGAACAGUGAUGCUGAUGUAAUAGACUUGGUCGCUGAAGAUGAGAAUUUUUGUCAUUUAAUUGGCACUGUAAAACCGAUUUCUUUCAUUUUGACUCUUAGAUUGAUUUUGCAGUCAGGGGGCUCACAUUUCUUGCAAGACUUAAUAGCUUUUGGCCCUUUUGCCUUGUCAACAUCUGUGAUAGAUUCUAUCUUGAGUGCAGACGAGUUAAGUCCUCAAAAGUCUGUCGAUGUGGAGUUCAUUUUAAAUUUAAGUAAAUCAUGUUUCCGAAGGAUGACUCUCAACACUAGCGAAAGUGCUGUGAUUUUAGAAAAGUUUUUUAACUACUUAGUGUUAUUUCAGAAUUAUGGUUAUUCUUCACUUCCAAAUGAUAAACCAUAUCCUUGCAUGAAUGAGGAUUUGAAGAAAGGAUUGCAUUAUAUUAAUAACUUGCACCUUUAUGAAUUCACUUUGAAAGAAAAUGUGACUCUGGACCAGGGCAAGUGUUGGGAGGGCUAUGCGAUGCGCUGUGCCACAAGCAAUGAUAGUGCUGUCUGUAAGAACCUUCAGCCAAGAAGUGUAGAUGAACUAAUUUGGAGUUUUAGAAGUGUCAUUAUAUCAAACUUAAAUAAACUUCUCCGAGAACUAACAGUUGACAAUUGGAUGGGAAUGGCAGAAGUGACAUACUACAAUGGAGAUAAGACUCUUCAAAGAACUCUAGGUGAAAAAACUUUCCAGUUUUUGGAGCUGCUUGAAAAAUUGUCAGAUGAUCCAAGACUUCCAGACCUCCCGGCUUACCUUGAAGCUGCAAUGCCAUUUGCUAUGAAACCAGAACUUAAGGUUGAAAAAACUGAAGAUCUCAGCAUGGAUGAAAUGAAAUCAAGAUUUUCUUGCCCAGUUGGCAGGAGUUCGAAGCUGAUGAAGCUAUUUUUAACAUGUCCGGAUAUCUUUCAAGAUGAUGAGAAAUUGGGAAUAAUCCGAGAUAACUGUGAUCUGCUUGAUAAAUCUGAUGUUGAACUUAUUUUGUUUUCUGUUGUCCAAAUACUUAAAGAAGGAAAUGUCAAUCCUAGUCAAGAAGAGAUUUUGAAAAGUCUGUCUUAUCAAAGUACAAAGUAUUUGACAUUAGAAAACAUCUUGGAAGUAAAACAUAAUUAUUUACACUGUUUUGGAAUGGAGAGUUACCUAUCAGGUUCACAGUUCAUUCCAAACCUCCUAGGUGCAUUUAAUAAAUUAUCCUUUGAACAAGAGGAUAUUUCUGAAGAGUGGCGGUGUGAAUUAAUCCGUCUAUUUAUUCUGGAUCCUGCUUCAGUUAUCACAAAAGCUCUACAAGUUGGGGUUAAGAGCCCAACCUUGCAAAGAAAAAUUGCUGAAGCACUUUUUAUUCUGAAACCAGAGUCUCAAACUAUUAUUCAUGGAUGGGUUUCUGAACUAACAGACUGUUGUCAGUUCAUCCGGAGUGAAAUGGAUGCUUUUCCCAAAUUUGCAUUGGAACUGUGGAGGAAAGAUAUUUUGUGUAAAGAGGAAUUUUUGAGAAAGCAAGUAAUCUCUGGCAUUUGCAAAGCAAUGUUUGCAAAUGAUUGGAAUAUGAUUUCAAUGUGGAUCACCUCCAUGCAGUUUUUGUUGGAGGAAAUAAUUAAUACAUCUGGUAAAGUGGGCAGCAUAGCUGUUCUGUUAGUCUACAUUGGUCAGGUGUUGGAAUAUUGUCAACAAUCUAUUGAGGAAUUCAAUUGGGGCUGCAUGUCUGUCCGUGGCCAAGCUUUGAAAAUUAUACAGUUUUUAAAAUGUUUCCAACUUUCAGAAUUAGAAAAAGAUUGGUUUCAAUGCUACAUAAGAAAGUACUCCGGAAUGACCCUGGGCCAGUUAGAGGUGUUUUCCUCUGAUGAUCACCCAGCAAAGACAACUGUUAACUAUGGCCUUUGUUUCAAUGCUCAAGUGAAAACAUCCGAAUUUGCCGCUUAUAUUCUAGCUGAGAUGUUGUCAUUUCUUUUAAUGGAUGAGUGGUGUGGUGUUGCUGAUGCCCUGAAAAACCUUUUUGCUGAACACAAUGACUGUUCCUACUCAGUCUUCCAGUCAUUUCAAAAAUCGAUUAUGUUACUUGUUGCUGCGUGUGGAAAUGUGGACUUAAAUGUUGACUCACCUCACCGAUCCUGUCUAGAUUUCUGUGUGCGCUGCUUAGGAACUGUCUUGAAGACCAAAAUUUUACCUGACCUAAAAAUGACUAACUAUUUAGUGGUCCUUGAAGAAACACUUCACCUUCUUUGCAAGCUUCCCAGCAAAGUUUGGAAUGAAUCAGGAAUGCACAUCUUACCGGUUGUUGUUGAUUUAAUGAAUAAAGUACCACCCCAAAUAGAAGCCCUCAACACUCUAUCUACCAUCAUAAUGAAUUGCCCUGUCAAUCAAAGCCGUGAACUGCUUGAAGACAAAUUAAAAGUCAUUUUUGAAGAUGCUAUUUCUGAAGUGAGUGAGGUUGAAAUGAAUGAUAGAUGAGAGACUUCAUCUGUAAAUGCUGAUAUUUUGGUUCAGCCCAAUUUUUAAAUACUAAAAAUAAAAUAGGCCUUUCAGAACAUGUAUAAGGUGGUCAUUUUUGUCGUGUUACUGUGUUCUAUAUUGUAAAACAAAAUUCUAUUCCAAUUGUUUAUUAAAAGCUUAUUUCCAUUACCGCACA
Thrips palmi is the source of this 2965-nucleotide messenger RNA. RefSeq lists its product as uncharacterized. NCBI's taxonomy places the organism in Eukaryota, Metazoa, Arthropoda, Insecta, Thysanoptera, Thripidae. The transcript is spliced from 9 exons. The coding region runs from base 142 to 2787 and encodes 881 amino acids. The record is from RefSeq and is a predicted model, not a curated record.